AUUUAGGUUGACAUUGAUACAAAAAUUAAAAUGUGAAUUCUAACUGGUCAGACAUUGAAAUGGUGAAUCAAUCGAUUAAGGUUUAUGCUAGAGUAAAGAAAGGAUUUGAAGAAAAACCCUCGGUUCCUUACGAUAUUACAACGAAUAAAGAAGAUUUUGAAGAUUUAACAUUUUAUUUAAGCUCAAGAUGUACUUUAAACAAUAUAUCUGGAUUCAGGUUUCAUAAAGUAUUCAAUGUAAAUUCAUUACAAGGUGACAUAUUCGAUACAGUCGCAAAGCCUGCAAUUACAAGUGUAAUGGAAGGAUUUAAUGGAACCAUUUUUGCAUACGGACAGACUGGUAGUGGGAAAACCUACACAAUGACUGGUUCGGCGAAUAAUUAUGAUGAAAGGGGAAUUAUUCCAAGAAGUAUACAGUAUAUUUUUCAAUACUAUGAAAAUGCGAGUUUCACUUUUAGAAGACAAGAAUGGCGAUGCGCAUAUUCGAAAUUUAAAUGUUUUUCCUGUCAGCACAGAACAAGAAGCUAUGCGAUUGUUGUUUUUAGGAGACACUAACAGAUCAGAAAGAUUAUCAAAAACCAACACGAAGGGCCCGCGAGUUCAAGAAGCUAAAUCUAUAAAUUUAUCUUUACAUCAUUUGCAGCAUGUUAUAUUAGCAUUAUCUAAAUCCAAAAGAACUCAUAUUCCAUACAGAAAUAGUUUUUUAACUCAUAUGUUAAGAGAUUCGUUAAAUGGCAAGUCUAUAACGAGUAUGUUAGCAACAAUAUCGGCGAAAAAAGUGAAUAUAGAGGAUAGUAAAUUUUUGAGUAAACAGAGAAUGGACGCCUGCGUAGCGAAGAUUAAAUCUUUUAUUGGAUCCAACAAAGGCGCCAUUAAUAUCGAACCAGAUAUGACAGAAGUUCAAUUCUGUUUUAGUUUACUGAAAAAAGAAGUUGAAAAUAAGAAAAAAGAAUGUGUAGAUCUCGAAAAAUCUUUAGUUAAAAGGAAUUCGGAGAUAUCUGUGUUAAGUGAAGAGUUAAAUAAAAAAGAACUGGAAAUUGCAAACUUAAAAAAACUCAUCGACCGUAUUCCAGAAAAUCCAGCUCCGUUAAAAUAUAAACCAAUAGACUUACUUAAUUCAACCCCGAAUAAAAGUGAUUACUUUGGAGUCGUACAUAAACCUCCUAAUCAAUUUUCUAAACGUCCCAAUACAUAUGAAGAAAAACGUCUAUAUGAAAUAUAUACAUCCAAUCCAGAAGUGUCAGAAACUCUUAACUAUUACAAAAGAGAAUUAGAAGAACGGUUGAAUGUGGCAAAGAAGUGCGCAAAAGACAUUGAGGUAUCUCAAAGAAAAAUCAGUAAUAUUAAACAAAAACUAGAUGGUGUAUUGAGUGUAACUGAGAAGAACCAGCUUCUUAUAGAGUUAGAAAAUCAGCAAACUUUAUAUAAGGCAGCCCUAGAUCAUUUAAGGCUUUUACAAAGCGAAACGUUUCGCCUUCAAUGUGAUCUUAAGAAAGCUGAAGGAACGUCACAAUCUGAAGGAAUGUCGCAAUCCCAAUUUCAAGAGUGGAAAAAAGAUUAUUGUUCAUCUCUUUUUACACCGGCGACUUUCGAUUUAAACGAAUAUAAAAAAAUGCCUUUAGCUAUAACACAUUAUCCUUUAGAAGGAAACCAUUCAAACCAAGUUGUGAAAGCUCGUGAUAAUGAUCAAAUACUUAUAAAUGGACCAAAAUCGAUAAAACAAGUACAUUUUGGUCCAGUACAAAAUACUAAUAUGCGUCCCGAGGAUACUUCACAUUAUACAAAGCAAGAAUCACAUCCUACAAAGCAAGAUUUACAUUAUACACAGCAAGAACCUAAUGUACCUGAUAUAUUAAGAUCAAGCAAAAAAAGCACAAAUAUUCCUUCUUUAACCGAAUCUACAGAUAGAUAUGUCAGUAACAAUUAUGGUGCUAGUAUACUACAAAACACAAAUAAUGUGAGAAUGCAUAAAAAUAAUAAAAGUAUCCAUUACGGCGAACCCUCCCAAUCCAAUAUAGCUACUCCGGAUUCAAGACGUCCAGUAGGUUGUAAUGAUCUUGUUACAUACCCUAUAAUUAAUUUUAGUCAAAUUAGACCUUACUAUGGUGGCCAGAGAGAAGAUAAUUUGCAUCUGGGCAAUAAUUCUUAUAUAUUACCUGAAGAUCUUGUGGCUACUAAGGAAUCUGGUUAUACCAUGACUUCAGCCGAAAACAAAAAAAGUGGAUUUUAUCCGAAGGACUCCGGUUUAUGUAUUCAACCACCUAGUAACAUGGAAUGUACUUACGAUAAUUUAUCCGAGAGAAGUAAAUCUGCAACUCCCUUGCCUGUAAGUCCUUCACCAAGGUCUGAAUACUCUCCAAAAGAAAAUAAAUCCAAAGAACAAGAAAAAAAUGACGAUACAAAUAAAGGCCUUGAGAUCUAUUUUAUAGAAACGGAUACUACUGAAUUUAAGGAGUUUAUGAAUAAUGUUACUUUAACUGGAUCAGCAGAUAUCGACAAAGAAAUUUUUGAUUUUUACAGAAGCAAAUUUUGUUAAUGUUAAUAAAUUGUUUACAU
Diabrotica balteata is the source of this 2555-nucleotide messenger RNA. The record is from the annotation of a GenBank genome assembly. NCBI's taxonomy places the organism in Eukaryota, Metazoa, Arthropoda, Insecta, Coleoptera, Chrysomelidae.